Molecule: messenger RNA, 3170 nt
Organism: Pistacia vera
Lineage: Eukaryota; Viridiplantae; Streptophyta; Magnoliopsida; Sapindales; Anacardiaceae
Product: C2 and GRAM domain-containing protein At5g50170
Exons: 9
Coding region: 84-3140 (1018 amino acids)
Source: RefSeq, a predicted model, not a curated record
CUUAUUAUUCAAACCAACUUAUCUUUCCAACUCUCUUUUGCUGCGUUCUUUAAAGCUGCUAACGCUUGAGUUUUGUUGUCACCAUGAGGCUCUACGUGUAUGUGCUGCAAGCAAAAGACUUGCUUGCACGUGAUUCUUUUGUGAAACUUCAACUUGGCAUGUACAAGUCUAAAACUAGGAUUUUGAGGAACAAUAGCAACCCUGUUUGGAAUGAAGAGUUCGUUUUCAGGGUUCAUGAUAUUCAUGAUGAAGAGGUGGUUUUGUCUAUGUUUCACCAUGAUGAUGAUUCUGGCUUGUUUCAUUUCUCUGGGGAACUCAUGGGUCGGGUUCGGGUCCCCGUUUGGUCAGUUGCUGGAGAAGAGAAUCAGAUGCUGCCACCCACUUGGUUCUCCCUUGAAAAGCCAAAGACUGGCAAGUUUAACGAUAAAGAUUGCGGCAAACUUCUUCUCAGUAUGUGUCUAGGCGGUAAAGGGCAUGACGCUUCCUCUAACAGCCUCCUUAGCCCGCAUUCGAAUGUCAAUGCUGAAGACCUCAUAGAGUUUGAAGGUCCAUGCGUGUUAUCUCAUGAUGUAUUCAGCUCAAAGGCUCCGACGUUACAUAUAGCAGAAGGGAAACACUUAAUGAAGGCUAUUGUAAGCCGUUUAGAGAAGGUUUUUCAUAAGAAUGGGGAAGCCUCAAAAAAUGGGGAUUCUUCAGGUGUGCCAUCAGAUUAUGAGGAUUCUGUGGAGGAACAUCCCUCUUGUCAUAGCUUUGAAGAAGCUAUGAAGAUGAUGCAGUCGAGAGACAGUACAAAAGAAAUGCCAGAAAACCUCCAGGGAGGUAUUCUUCUUGAUCAAGUAUAUCUAGUGUCCCCAUCUGAUCUCAACAAACUUCUUUUUGCACCAGAUUCGCAGUUCAUGAGAGACCUGGCAGAACUCCAGGGAACAACAGAUAUACAAGAGGGCCCUUGGGUUUGGAAGUCAGGAGACAUGUCUUGUUUAACGCGUACUGUGUCCUACAUGAACGCUGCAACAAAGUUGGUUAAGGCUGUAAAAGCCACAGAACAGGAAACCUAUAUUAGAGCUAAUGGACGGGAAUUUGCCAUCUUGAUGAAUGUAAGCACACCAGAUGUUCCUUACGGAAAUACAUUUAAUAUAGAGUUGCUAUACAAACUAAUGCCUGGACCAGAGCUACCUUCAGGAGAAGACUCAUGUCGCCUCAUAAUAUCUUGGGGCAUUAACUUCCACCAAACCACAAUGAUGAGAAGUAUGAUUGAAGGAGGAGUUAGGCAGGGAAUGAAGGAGAAUUUUGACCAUUUUGCCAACCUGCUGGCGAAGACUCAUAAGAUUUCAGAUUCCACAGACAUACUAGACAAAGAUCAUGUGCUGGCAACUUUAGAAACAGAACACCAGUCUGAUUGGGAAUUAGCAGUAGAAUACUUUUGGAAUUUCACUGUAGUUUCUGGCACUUUUUUUGUUUUGUAUGUCCUAGUGCACAUUCUGCUUUGUGAACCUAACAAAGUCCAAGGUUUGGAAUUUUAUGGACUUGAAUUGCCUGACAGUUUUGGAGAGCUUAUCACUUGCGGAUUUUUAGUGAUACAAUUGGAGCGUGUUUAUAGCAUGAUCUCACAUUUUGUACAAGCUAGGUUGCAAAGAGGAAGUGAUCAUGGAGUUAAAGCCCAAGGUGAAGGAUGGGUUCUUACUGUGGCUUUAAUAGAAGGGGUCAAUUUAGCAUCCUUGGAAUUGACGGGUUUGCCUGAUCCUUAUGUUGUCUUCACCUGCAAUGGUAAGACAAGAACAAGCUCGGUGAAGCUUCAGACUUGUGAUCCUCAAUGGAAUGAUAUACUUGAGUUUGAUGCUAUGGAAGAACCACCAUCAGUUCUGGAUGUAGAAGUUUUUGAUUUUGAUGGUCCAUUUGACCAGGCCACUUCCCUUGGGCAUGCUGAGAUCAAUUUCUUGAAACACACAUCUACUGAUCUGGCAGAUAUGUGGGUCUCCCUUGAGGGGAAGCUUGCUCAGUCUUCUCAGUCAAAGUUACGUUUGAGAACUUUUUUGGACAAUAAGAAAGGAGUUGAAACAGUUAAAGAAUAUUUAACAAAGAUGGAAAAGGAAGUUGGAAAGAAGUUGAAUCUACGGUCACCUUAUAAGAAUUCAACUUUCCAGAAACUGUUCGCACUGCCACCAGAAGAAUUUCUAAUCAGUGACUUUACAUGCCACCUGAAGAGAAAAAUGCCUUUGCAGGGCCGGCUGUUUCUAUCUGCAAGGAUUGUUGGGUUUUAUGCAAAUUUAUUUGGCCAUAAAACCAAAUUUUUCUUUCUCUGGGAGGAUAUCCAUGACAUCCAAGUGCUUCCUCCCUCACUUUCAUCUGUAGGUAGCCCUUCGUUGGUCAUUAUUCUGCGGAAGGAUCGAGGUCUUGAUGCAAGGCAUGGAGCAAAGUCCCAUGAUGAAGAAGGCAGGCUUAGAUUCUAUUUUCAAUCCUUUGUUUCAUUCAAUGAAGCCAGCAGGACAAUUAUGGCCUUGUGGAGAACGAGAACACUCACCCCGGAUCAGAAAGCACAAAUUGCAGAAGAGCAGCAGGAUGGAGAAGUAUCCAUGCUGGAAGAUGCUGGAUCGCUUCUGGAUGUUGAAGAUGCAAAAAUGUCCAGGGUUUGUUUUGCUGAACUGCCCAUGAACAUAAAAGCACUAAUGGAGAUGUUUGACGGAGGAAUGUUGGAGCAUAAAGUAAUGGAAAAAUCUGGUUGUCUUAAUUAUACAAAUACUUCAUGGGAGCCCCUAAACUCAGGUGUUUCUGAACGACAUGUGUCUUACAGAUUCAGUCGCCAUGUCUCAAUCUUUGGAGGGGAAGUAACAUGCAGACAACGAAAGUCUCCCCUGGCAAAUGAUGAAGGGUGGCUUGUGAAUGAGAUCAUGUCAUUACACGAUGUCCCAUUUGAUGAUCACUUCCGUGUUCAUUUCAAAUAUGAGAUUCAGAAGUCUGCCCUUGCACAUAAUGCAUGCAAGUGUGCGGUUUAUAUAGGGAUAACAUGGCUGAAAAGCACCAAAUUCCAGCAGCGAAUUACUCGAAACAUAACUGAGAAUUUUUCUAAUAGGCUGAAGGAGAUGAUCGGGCUGGUUGAGAGGGAGAUUCUAUUUGCAACUCGACAGGAUACAAGUUCAAUUUGAUAAAUACUUUGUUAUUAUUCAUCAGAAUGC